Molecule: messenger RNA, 3469 nt
Organism: Anopheles nili
Lineage: Eukaryota; Metazoa; Arthropoda; Insecta; Diptera; Culicidae
Product: ELAV-like protein 3
Exons: 7
Coding region: 65-1114 (349 amino acids)
Cellular component (GO): ribonucleoprotein complex
Molecular function (GO): RNA binding
Source: RefSeq, a predicted model, not a curated record
UCAAGACCUUCGCCACAGGCAACACACUCCUUCUCUUCGCAGCUGAACGCCAACUACUCGUGUCAUGAUGACGAACGGAAUCGCUGAUGCGCAACAAAAUGGCGGUGGCCAGGAGGACUCAAAGACCAAUCUUAUCGUCAAUUAUUUACCGCAGCAGAUGACCCAGGAGGAGAUUCGGUCGCUAUUCUCCAGCAUCGGCGAGGUGGAAAGUUGCAAGUUGAUCCGGGACAAAGUGACCGGACAAAGCCUCGGGUACGGGUUCGUGAACUAUCAGCGGGCUGAGGACGCGAGCAAAGCGAUCAACACACUGAACGGCCUGCGAUUGCAGAACAAGCAAAUUAAGGUGUCCUUUGCUCGUCCCAGUUCCGAGGCAAUCAAGGGUGCGAAUUUGUAUGUGUCCGGUUUGCCGAAAAACAUGCUGCAAGCGGAUCUCGAGGCUUUGUUUAGCCCGUUCGGGCGCAUCAUCACGUCCCGCAUUCUGUGUGACAAUAUUACCGCACGACAGUACAGCUCCCCUACUGGGGAAAAUGGCAACGGUCUCUCGAAGGGCGUAGGCUUUAUUCGCUUCGAUCAGCGCAUGGAGGCGGAGAAAGCGAUCAAGGAGCUGAACGGUACGGUACCGAAGGGUUCAACCGAACCCAUCACCGUCAAGUUUGCGAACAACCCGAGCAGCACGAAAACCGUACCACCGCUGGCAGCCUAUCUGGGACCGCAGGCCGCCCGUCGUUUCCCGGGACCGAUCCAUCAUCCGACCGGACGAUUUAGUAGUGCCAUUCCAAACUAUCGAUACUCGCCGCUGGCCGGAGAUUUGCUGGCGAACUCGAUGAUUCCUACCAACGCCAUCGCGAACGGGUCCGGUUGGUGCAUUUUCGUCUAUAACCUCGCACCGGAAACGGAGGAGAACGUCCUGUGGCAGCUGUUCGGUCCAUUCGGAGCCGUCCAAUCGGUGAAGGUCAUUAAGGAUCUGCAAACGAACAAGUGCAAGGGCUUCGGAUUUGUGACGAUGACCAACUACGAUGAGGCGGUCGUCGCGAUUCAAUCGCUGAACGGCUACACGCUCGGUAACCGCGUGCUGCAGGUCAGCUUCAAGACGAACAAAUCAAAGAAUGCGUAAAAUCAAGCGAACCUGCCGCCGGAACUGCUCGCCCACUGGUUGGCACAGCUUUCGAUCGUUGCCGCGGCCCGUUCCAACGCAGCGGAGCAAGAGGAACCGGUCCGGCGAAAGGCGGCGGCAACCCACGAACGGCAACGGCAGCAGGAACCUCUGUAUCUCCGUCAACGCCACCGUGGCUCGGAUCGGGACGAUGAAAUGCUGGACCAUCGGCGCGGCCACGGCGGGUGGAUGAGCGAGCUGAGCGAACUUCUGCGGAUGCGUCCGGUCAGAUAAGAUCCGAUCGGACGGACCUGCUUACCUAUUUAUUACAAUGAGAUUCGCUAGCUCCCAUCCGCCCGUGUGGAAGCGCCAAUAUGUGAGGGGGUGUUCGGUAGCAAAAAAAAUGCAGCAAACUAACCAAAAGCAGGAAAAAAGUAAAUGAAGCGGGAAAAUAGAAGCAGGUUGGCGAGAUGGGGCAAAUGCACACCAGUCGUAGGGAUGGCUGUGCUAGUGAAAAAAUGAGACCGAGUGAAAAGAAAAACAAAAGAGAGAGGAAGCCCGCCUAAGAGCCUAACGAAAACGGAAACCACAAGAAAGCGAAAGCUACACAAACAACCACAAUUCCACACGUUUUGUUUAACGUAAAGCAAGCGUUUUUUUGUUCUGUUCUCGCACUCAUUUCGCCAUUACUAAAAGCGAAACGGACGCUAGGGUGUUAAAAGAAAAGGGAGCUAGGGCAAGAUGCAAUGGGCGAAUUCCGCGGCAAAUCGUGAAAUGUGAGCAAAAUUCGUGCAAUAACUCCUGCUGCCGAAAAAGUCAUUUAGGCAGUCUAAGGGACAGGACGAUAGCGCCACGAGGGUGCUAAGAUGCUUGAGAACACUUUCAGUGUGUGUAUGUGUAUGCGAGUCGAGCGGAUACAGAUGUUACAGUGAUACAGUUUGUAAUCGGAGCGUUGCCACCACGGCAACCUGGCCUGUUCCGAAUGCGGGAAACGCUUAGUUGAAAUGACGAGAAGCGAAAAGAGCGUGGGGUGUUGAAAACUUUGUUACCAUCGCUGGUCAAACUGUGCCAUUUUCGUCGGUACCGCGAAUGGCGCUACGCUAGCGGACGGUGGUGCGAAAAGUGCGCGAACAUACGGGAAGAGGCAAUGGCUGGCGCGUUAAAAGCAACAGGACGGAGAGAAACAUUUUUAGAAGAAUUUUUACACAAGGUUUUACACGAGCAAAAGGAGAGGGCAAACCGCAGAAGGUGAAAUUGCAAACAGAGCAAAAAAAAAGGAGAGUGAACAGGCAGCAUGUGAAUGGAGCGUUACAAACGCCAUGAAAGAGAGAGGGAGAGAGAGCGAGUAAGAAGGAAGAAAAGCUCUACAGGAAUCGAUACACGCAGAGCAAAGGUGCAAAAUGUGUAGCCGCUUUUCCUUUCGCGUGUUUUUUCCUCCCGAUUUCCAACAUCAAGGGAAACCGGGCUGGGAGCAGAGCGCGUUCACUGCGAUCGAUGCGAUGGUUUAGAUUAAUUUUAUUAUCUUCUUUUCGUCCCCAUUUUGCCUGCGUUUGCUUCGUUCGAUGUUCGUUUUGUGUUUUGUGCGUUUAAAUGAGAGACGCUUUCAUUUCGAGCUGCGUUUUCAUUCGCUUUUGGGUUUUUAAAAUAUACUUUUAUGGAACUAUUAGAGGAGUAGGUGGAGGAACAGAAGAAGAAAGAAGAAGAAAAGAAUCACAUAUUAGUGUAACCAUGCAAGGAAGAGGUUAUUUAAAAAUUCUCCCCCUCGUUCCUUAACUGUUUGUGUUUUUUCGUUUGUUGAUUUUGUACGUUUCUUUGCACGCGCACAGAGUGGCCACUUGGGCACAUUUUUUGCGUGAAGCGGAUGUUUUUUUCCCUCACAUUAUUUAUUCACGAUGCAGCGAUACAACCAAACACUACCGACUACUAGCGCGGGAGGUGCUAGUCCUCGGGUUUUCGGGUCUGACAGAACCCGCGAGCACCGAAUAACCACUCUCGAAUGUCAGUAUGGUAUGAUUUUUUGUUCGGUGUUAAUUUAACAUGCUUAGCGUACAUACAUAUAUAUAAUCCUUACACGUGUCGUUGCAGCGAAAGCUAAGCAGCGCUCGAAAGGUGCACACGGGAGCUUUAUCGACACUUAAACAGCACGAUGCCCGGCCUGAGGGCGGUUAGUUCUCCUUCGAACAAGCUGAUCUCAAGUGCGAGCGUUCCGUUGUGCGCCAAAUUCUUUGCUUAAUGGUCACUUCUUUGGUGGUUCAGUUAAUGUUUUUAGUUCUAUAUUCUUCAGUGUACCAGCCGAUCGGGAAGCAUCGAAUGCGAGAGGAGCCUGAGUAAAUCAAUGUAUAGUGGAAAAAAAAGAAAACAAAAAAAGUAUUUUAA